AUGCAUGCCAUCGGCAGCUCCUGGGACAAGAGGGAGGUGGCAGCUAGAGAUGGAGAAUACCUGCUGGGGAUAAAAAGACUAAGAAGGCUUUACUGUAAUGUGGGCAUUGGCUUCCACAUUCAGGUCUUACCAAAUGGGAAGAUCACAGGCGUGCAUAAUGAAAACAGAUACAGCCUUCUGGAGAUGUCCCCAGUGGAGAGAGGAGUGGUCACUCUGUUUGGAGUGAAAAGCGGCCUCUUCAUUGCCAUGAGCGACAAAGGGAAACUCUACGGCUCGGGUCGCUACAAUGAUGAAUGUAAGUUCAAGGAAAAUCUACUGGCCAACAACUAUAAUGCCUAUGAAUCAGCUGCCUACCCUGGCAUGUACAUCGGCCUCAGCAAGACUGGCAAAACCAAGAGAGGCAACCGGGUCACACCCACUAUGACCAUGACACACUUCCUUCCCAGGAUAUGA
Molecule: messenger RNA, 453 nt
Organism: Anarrhichthys ocellatus (wolf-eel)
Lineage: Eukaryota; Metazoa; Chordata; Actinopteri; Perciformes; Anarhichadidae
Product: fibroblast growth factor 4-like
Exons: 3
Coding region: 1-453 (150 amino acids)
Molecular function (GO): growth factor activity
Source: RefSeq, a predicted model, not a curated record